AUGACCAGUGCGGAGGCAAGGCUGGCCUGGAGAAACUACAUGUACGUGCGCGCUGCCCCCGUAUCUGCCAACCACGGUACCUACCAGAGCCUUCCCACGCCUCGGACGUCCCAGCUGAGGGCAGAGGAAGUAUCGGUGACAUACAGUCAUCCAGUGGGUUGUGACCUGAUUCAUGAGACCCUCUAUGGAUACGAUCAAGGAGUCUUCGGCGGAUUGCUCACGAACCCUCUUUUCCAGUCGACCUUCGACAACCCCAACCCAACGAUUCAGGGCCAGAUUACUUCCACAUACUACCUUGGCUGCGUCUUCGGGGCCGUCGUUUCUCGGUUCGUAGGAGAUUUCCUUGGCCGGAGACAAGCUAUCAUGCUGGGCUGCACACUCUUGACCGUUGGAGGUGCCAUCCAAGCGACUUCUUUUGGCCUGCCUCAACUCUUUGUUGGCCGAAUUGUCGCAGGCCUCGGGACCGGACUGAACACCACCGCCAUUCCAAUGUGGCAUGUCGAGUCGGCGAAAGGCUUACAUCGGGGAAAGCUUGUGACUCUGGAGCUCGUCUUGAACAUCUUUGGCAUCGUCAUCGCCCAUUUUCUCAACUAUGGUCUUUCGUUCGAAACUCAGAGCGCGGUCUCGUGGCGAUUUCCCGUCGCAUUCCAAUGUUUCUUCGCAAUCCUCACCUUCUCGCUUGUCCUCGUGCUGCCUGAGUCGCCACGCUGGUUGAUACUUCGAGACCGACAAGAAGAAGCGGCCGCUGUUGUCGCUCGCUAUCAUACUCUCCCGGCAUCAGAUGUUCACGUCCGUGCCAUCGUUGAGGGCAUCGCGGAGAGCGUCGCUCAGGAAGUCGCGGACUCUAAAGGCUCCUCUUGGAAAGAGAUGUUCCACAAUGGGCGGCAACAGAACUUCCGACGCAUCUGCUUGGGUGCUGGCACAGCGUUCAUGCAGCAACUCGCCGGCUGCAAUAUCGUGGCCACUUACCUGCCUGUCGCACUUGAAAAUUCCAUCGGCCUGGGCCAUCACCUUUCCUUGAUUCUCGCCGGCUGCAACGAGAUAUCUCUCAUGUUCUGGGGUGCCUUCUCGAUCUUGCUCAUCGAUCGGUGGGGCCGGAAGCCGCUUCUCCUUACCAGCUCGCUUGGCAUGGCCAUCUCGCUCUUCCUCAUCGCCAUUGCGCUCUCGUACGGAUUCGAGAACUCCGGCAUCAUGGCAACCGUGGCCAUCUUCCUCUACAACGUGUUCUUCGGUCUUGGCUUGCUGGCCAUCCCCUGGCUGUAUCCGGCCGAGAUCAACUCUCAGAGCAUGCGGAACACCGGAGCAUCGAUAUCGACGACUACCAACUGGCUCUUUGUGUACGUGGUCGUGCUUGUCACGCCUCUCGGGAUCAGCAACCUCGGAUACGGCUAUUACCUCAUGUUUGGCUUGUUCACGCUGACAUUCCUGCCGUUUAUCUGGUACUUUUACGUGGAAACAGCCGGUCUCACGCUGGAGCAAAUCGACCAAGUCUUUGAGCUAAGGUAUAAUACGGAAAACGCCAUCUCGUAUAGUCAGGCAAGGCGCGAAGUAAUAGCCUCGCCGUCAUUAAUGCCGCGUUCUAGCAAGAACGGGCUAGCCGCCGAGAAGGAGAAUAUUAAGCGCCGGGAUUAG
This is a messenger RNA of Saxophila tyrrhenica, 1632 nucleotides long. RefSeq lists its product as uncharacterized. The transcript has 3 exons. Bases 1 to 1632 code for a protein of 543 amino acids. Gene Ontology annotation, biological process: transmembrane transport; carbohydrate transport. The record is from RefSeq and is a predicted model, not a curated record. Gene Ontology annotation, molecular function: carbohydrate:proton symporter activity. Gene Ontology annotation, cellular component: membrane. NCBI's taxonomy places the organism in Eukaryota, Fungi, Ascomycota, Dothideomycetes, Mycosphaerellales, Extremaceae.